AUGUUUAACGGUGAAUUUCGAGAGUCACAGCAGCAGACGGUCACUCUAGAAGAGACCGAAGACGACAUGUCGGUGCGCAGCCUUGAAGCACUCAUUCAAUGGCUAUACCAACACACUGUCAACUUUGGAAUAGAAGACCCAGGAGAGCAUAUCUCAGCCGCCAUGGAGCUCGCAAGGCUUGCUGAUAAGUACAACAUUGUUGGGUUGGAAGAUACAAUGGCCCAAUACAUCAAGAACAUUUUGAAGUGCAACCCCUAUACACAGACCGCUAGACCUUUGCGACCUAUUGACCACAACACUCAUUAUCUCACACAUGAUCAUAUUAAAUCAGCAACCUUGCUGCCUAGAGGACAUCCAUUGCGAAGCGUUCUAGCUGCAGCAUCCGUCGAAGGCUUCCUCCAAGGUCCAAACCACAAGUUCAGCGAAGAGAUCCUCGACUAUCCUUCCUUCGGAGCUGACCUUCUCCAAGAGAUUGGGGUUGUUCUCAAUAAGGAGGAGUCGCUUCUAGCCUACGAUUUUGAAGAUCCUAUCAGCGGAGAAAGGUCAACGCUAAAUCCAAAAGCCGAUUGGUGGCUAGACUAG
Messenger RNA from Penicillium brevicompactum, 582 nucleotides. RefSeq names its product BTB/POZ domain-containing protein. The record is from RefSeq and is a predicted model, not a curated record. Gene Ontology annotation, molecular function: protein binding. The transcript has a single exon. NCBI's taxonomy places the organism in Eukaryota, Fungi, Ascomycota, Eurotiomycetes, Eurotiales, Aspergillaceae. The coding region runs from base 1 to 582 and encodes 193 amino acids.